AUGGCUCCGAGAAGAAAAGUCCCGGUCGAGGAUCGCCCUAUCUAUGAACGCGCACCCUGGACGAGAGAUCCGGACAAAGUGACACGGCGAAUACAAAGAUGGAGAGCGAAGAAGUGGUUCGACGCCACUGCUGAAAUGUUUGCUUUGUCGAAACCCAGGGCUGGAAACGACGAUCGCGAAGACGUGUUUUGGGAAUGCACCGAAAUGUUGGGUCGUGGAUCAUUCGGGAUGGUAGGAAAAUGGACCAAGUUCGAUUCUAGGGGAAACGCUGUUGAGCAUAUCGCCAUCAAGCAAGCAGAGGUCAUUUCAAAUUACGACGUCGACAGGAGAGGUAACUUUGACGUUCCUUGGGAAGCACGGAUCAUGAUGGAACUCUACGACCAAGGGUGCGAAAAUGUGACGAGACUGAAAGGGUUGAAGCUGUUCCCUAAAGGCGCUCAGUCGCGGAACUGGAGGUACUAUGUCGAGUACUACAAGUACGGCACCUUGCAUGGUUUGAUCGACAAUUACCUUGCGUAUAACAGGGGGAACCCUAGGUCUCAGAAGCGGGUUCCAGAGGAGUUCAUUUGGCAAGCGUUCCAUGAACUGGCCAGAGCUACUUAUCAUAUGCGCACCGUCAAGUUUGGUGAGAAUUUUGCUCCGCCAGGAAACGAUCAGUGGAUCCUUCAUUUGGAUUUGAAGCAUGAAAACAUUCUUCUUGGUACCGCACCCGCAGACGAAAGGUACAUGCCUUACCCAAGUUUGAAGGUCGCGGACUGGGGGAUGGCGGUGUGUACGAGCCGGCAAGAUCCAAGCAAUAGUGUCGGCUGGAGUCGACAUGGCACAAUCUGUUGGUUUCCGCCUGAACAACGAGACGACGGACGCUACGGCCGUAACUGGCGACGUCCCACGUUUGGAUCACGGUACGAACCUUACGAGAUGUCCCAUGUGAUAUGGCAGGUCGGCGCAAACAUGUACGGACUGAUGUACCUUGACCGGCACAACCGCGACAUUGACGAACAGAUCGACCGGCACCGACGCAUGGAGGAGGAGCUCAGGAAAUGGGACUAUUCCAUCUUCCGGGGCCUGAAGAGUGGCGUGUACAGUCCGAAAUUGACGGCCCUCGUCGAGGAUUGCCUUCGCGUCGAUCCCCAGAGAAGACCCAGGGUGAGGGAACUGGCCCAGCGUACGAGGGAAGGCCUGGCGCCGUAUCUGGCGAGGUGGCGGCAGACGGGACAGUGUCCCGGUUUGUUGGUCAAUACGGUUUAG
Molecule: messenger RNA, 1248 nt
Organism: Exophiala spinifera
Lineage: Eukaryota; Fungi; Ascomycota; Eurotiomycetes; Chaetothyriales; Herpotrichiellaceae
Exons: 6
Coding region: 1-1248 (415 amino acids)
Biological process (GO): protein phosphorylation
Molecular function (GO): ATP binding; protein kinase activity
Source: RefSeq, a predicted model, not a curated record